Loa loa (African eye worm) is the source of this 2890-nucleotide messenger RNA. RefSeq lists its product as hypothetical. The record is from RefSeq and is a predicted model, not a curated record. Gene Ontology annotation, cellular component: transcription elongation factor complex. Lineage: Eukaryota; Metazoa; Nematoda; Chromadorea; Rhabditida; Onchocercidae. The transcript is spliced from 16 exons. Gene Ontology annotation, biological process: snRNA transcription by RNA polymerase III; snRNA transcription by RNA polymerase II; positive regulation of transcription by RNA polymerase III. Bases 1 to 2652 code for a protein of 883 amino acids.
AUGGACGAAGAAUGGCGUGGUUCACAGGCUGCUUCACGUUGUCCAUUCCUAAAUCCGGAUGCCGACUUAAAUACCAUUAUUUCACAUAAUGCAUUAUUUUGUGAUCGAUGCCGUGAUGAACAAAUAUUGGAAAAAACAAAAGGCGAGGAGAUUCUGUUUGUAAAUAGUUUACCGUAUUGGAUGUUGCCAUCAAAAAGUGGGGGUCAGUUUCAAAAGGCUCAUGAAUUGGAUAAUAAUGAAUCAAUCUCAUCAAAAGAAUUCACUCAAGAAAAGCAAGGAAUUACCACUGCUUCUGGCUCACGCGUGCAAGAUGAAAAACUGGGAAGCAUCGGGAAGGUGAGAAAGUGGAGAAAAGAAGAUGAAGUACCAAAUGUUUCGAGAACGAGCCAUAAAGCUACUAAAUCGGGAAAACAGGAAUCAGGAAAGCGAGAGGCAAAAAUACCAACUAACAUUGCACUUCAUAAAUUGGCCAAGCAGGGUUUUUCGAAAGAGGAGGCACUGCAGAAGUAUGUUGAAAAGCAACGCGAAAAAGCUCAUCCCAAAUCAGAGGAUGACAAAGUCCAAAUUGACCGAGAGGAUAUGCCAUGGGCACCACCAUUUCCAAAAAUAUUAAGAAAAUAUCAUUCUCUUGUUCAAAGGCCGAUAGAUCAUCAGCGCUAUGUGGCCAUUGUAGCGAACUUUCUGAAUGCUAAUCAUUCGCAACCACGUUUUCAACAAAAUCGGCAGGAAGUGCGAGUUAUGGAUGAAAAGUUGAAGGAUGAGCGUAUACAAUACCAAGAAUUGGUUUUACAAAGCCUCCGUUCUAGAAAAAAAUCAGUAUAUACUUGUAGCAAUCAACGAGCUAUCUCCUAUAUCUUGGAUCGGUUAAGAUCUCGUGCUUCAUCACUGCAUUGUCAAUAUAGUGCACCAAUCUAUGAUGAAGAAAUGAAGGAUUUAGCAGUUGAUGCUUUAACGGUUUUAACCAAAAAAGCAGUACUUUAUCGGGGUACAGUGCCGAAAAUUACUUUGCCAAAUGAAAGACGUCGUUUCAUAUUUAAUCGUUUGGUGGAAGAUAUAUCAGCGCAAUAUCCACCAACCGAAAAAACAAAAUAUCCCCUUGAAUCCGAUGAAUUCGCGCUGCAUUUAGCUGUCAAAUAUGGAGUACGCGUUGUAAUGUGUUCAAGUAGCGCUUUAAAAAUAUUGUGUAAUCCGUGGAUCGCUGAUUCCUCCACAUACCUAAUGCCGGUUGUGGUGAAACGAAGCUUUAGUGAAAGGACGAAUCGUUUUGAAAAUGUAUGUCUUGUCAGUAAACCAUGCAUUGAAACGUCAAUCAACGGUCCCUCAUUAUGGCGACGAUAUUUGAAGUUUUCUGUCAAAUUAGCAAUUCAUGGUGAUUUAAAAAAAGAAGCGGAUGCGAAAAUGUCAGCAAAAACGGGUGGGCGUCAGCGAGCUAACUGUACAAGACUGGGACAAACUAAUCAAAUGCAACAAGAAGCAGAUAACGAAAGCAAUUUGAUAAUUGUUGAUGAAGUUGCUGAUAGCGAGGAAACACCUUCAAAUCUACCGUCAAAUGCAAUUAGCAGGAAAGAAGUGAAUAACACUCAAAAUGUAAAAACCAGUGCUGUGCCAUCAUCAUCAUUAUCAUCGUCUGCUACGACACCAGUUUGCGAUGAUAUUCUUGGUGAUAUCAUGAAUGAAAUGGGCACCAAUGAUACUGGUAUUGCAAGCAGUUAUGGAGGAAUGGAUCAAAAUUCUGCUCUUCCCUCAUUUAAUGGUGCUGAUCUCAGUAAACGUUAUACAUUAUUCUCACUUGGGCAUGAUGGAAUGCAAGAUGUAGAUUUAAUUAUACGAGCCAAUAACGAUGGUGUUGAUGGAAUGGGGAAUGAGCUGAGUAUUGUUCACAAGAUUGAAUAUGCCGCCGAAUUUGGUGCUGAGAGGGUGGAUGAUGAAGAAUGGCUACACGAUUAUUUUCGUUGCAAAUUAAAGUGUGCUUCACAGCUUGUUCGCUUAAGAAUACAUUAUUUGGAGCAGCAUCUUCUUCAAAGGGAGCGUUACAAUGAAAAUAUGUUAACUGCAAAUCGACCGGAUCUACGAAAACUUGCUGAAGAACGAACACAGUGGUUGAAAAAGAUAAUCGUGAAAUUAGAAUCUCUUCAACCGGGCAAUUAUUUGAUUCGGAAAGAAUCGAACAAAUUACAAAUUUUGCGCCCAACAGAUGACAUGGAUAAUUCAUAUUUGACAGAGAAACAGUUGAAGGAGUUGAAUUUCGAUGAACGUUUACCGCCGAUCCAAGAAGUUUUUCGUGGAAUUGAUGAACAUUUAGUGCUUGUGUAUCAUAUUGUACAGAAACGAAUACCAGCCUCGUUUGGAGCCAGAAAAGAUAGUGUUAUGUCAAGAAAUCCAAGAAAAGAACAAAUUAGUACAUUACACGGCAGUGACCAGCAGGCUCAUCGCCAACAAUCCAAGGAUACCGACGAUGUGUUCGGUGAUCCGUUGGAGGAGGAAGCAACUAACACACGGGAAGGUAUAUCAUCGUCAAUUUAUCGAUCCAGAAGACGUGGAAAACGUAAUCAUUCAAGAAGAAAUUGUAGAGGCGGUUCAAGAACACCUAUUUGCAACAAACGUUCAAGAUUUGUCGAUUUUGAUGCGCCUCAGGGACUAAAAGGGCACUAAAGAUACUGUAGUCAGUUAGCUUAUCGAUAUUUGAUAGUUAAUGCUUUCGUUUUUUGUUUCACUUAGUGUUCGUGUUCAUAUUUACGUUUCUGUAUUUGAGAUUUCAUCUUUGAUCUUUAUUUUAGAUUCAGAAAUAUGAAUUUAAACUUCUUAAUAUCAAAUAUUUUUCGAAAAAUCUUACCAAUACUUAGCUUGUUUGCUCAUUUUUCUCGCUUUCGUCGAUUAAAUUUAAAUGCAC